CAUAGUUCAACGUAGAUCUACCAAAGCUUGUUCCUCUAGCGCUAAGCUUCACAGUACUUUAUUAUUCUUUUUGCUAUUUCACCUUCCUGUCCCGUAAAACGCCUGCGUUUCAUCACCCAAACCCUCCCUUCUCCUUCUUCCUCCCGAUUCCAGAUUAAGAUUUGUCCAUGAACCCGAGUUUUGAAUUGUAGCGUCGUCGAAUUAUUCCUCGUAGAAAGAAAGAAGUUCAUAUCGAGUUAAUUGCAAGAAUUCGUUUGCUAUAUUGUUUUACGAAGAGCGAGGGAGGAAGAAAAUGCCAGUGAAACCGGGGCAAUCGUCGUAUCGCGAUCGCACGCAAGAAUUUUUUAGCAUAGCGGAGAGGCUAAAGAAGUCCUUCUCAUCGGCCGACAAUGCGGCAUCGAGUAGAAUUAGUACUAGCCCCGCCAAACCUGAGGAUCGGCGAUCUGCCUUGGCGAUUCAAUCAGAGUUCAACAAGAGGGCAUCGAAGAUCGGGUAUGGAAUCCAUCAGACGUCGCAGAAACUGGCAAAGCUAGCGAAAUUGGCAAAGAGGACAUCAGUGUUUGAUGAUCCCACUCAAGAGAUUCAAGAGCUGACAGCAGUGAUAAAGCAAGAUAUCACUGCACUUAAUUCAGCUGUAGUAGAUCUUCAACUUCUUUGCAAUACUCAAAAUGACAGCGGGAGUAUCUCAAGUGACACCACAUCCCAUUCAACAACUGUUGUAGAUAACCUAAAGAAUCGCUUAAUGAGUGCUACAAAGGAGUUCAAAGAAGUCCUCACCAUGCGGACAGAGAAUUUGAAAGUUCAUGAGAAUAGAAGGCAGAUAUUUUCUUCCACUGCUUCAAAGGAAUCUUCAAAUCCUUUUGUUCGUCAGCGUCCUCUUGCAGCCAGAUCAGCUGCUAGUGUAUCUACACCUUCACCUCCUCCAUGGGCUAAUGGUUCUGCAUCAUCAUCCCAGUUAAUUCCAAGCAAACAAGGAGAUACUGAAGCUCAACCACUGUUGCAGCAGCAGCGACAACAGCAGCAACAGAUGGUGCCGCUACAAGACAGUUACAUGCAGAGUCGAGCUGAAGCCCUUCAUAAUGUAGAAUCAACCAUUCAUGAGUUAGGCAACAUCUUCACACAACUCGCAACUAUGGUUUCACAGCAAGGAGAAAUUGCAAUCAGGAUUGAUGAGAACAUGGAUGAGUCACUCGCAAAUGUUGAGGGUGCACAGACCCAACUGGUGAGAUACCUUAACAGCAUUUCAUCCAACAGAUGGUUGAUGAUUAAGAUAUUCUUGGUUCUGAUUGUAUUUCUCAUGAUUUUCUUAUUUUUUGUGGCAUAAUAACAAUGUAAACAAAAUAGAGAGGAAUAGAGAAGAAAACAAAAGGGAAGCAUUUUGUCCUCUUUAUUUGGUUUCUACAACAAGUUUAUUCUUUACUACGAGUAUAAAAUUUAGAGGUGCUCUUCUUGGGACAAAAUUGUAGGGACGGUAUGUAUUGUGUAUUCAUAUGAAAAUCCAAUGGAAAGUGUUAUGAAAAA
Messenger RNA from Carica papaya (papaya), 1521 nucleotides. It is a transcript of the gene SYP32, whose product is annotated as syntaxin of plants 32. The record is from RefSeq and is a predicted model, not a curated record. Gene Ontology annotation, molecular function: SNARE binding; SNAP receptor activity. Gene Ontology annotation, cellular component: endomembrane system; SNARE complex; Golgi membrane. Gene Ontology annotation, biological process: intracellular protein transport; endoplasmic reticulum to Golgi vesicle-mediated transport; vesicle fusion. NCBI's taxonomy places the organism in Eukaryota, Viridiplantae, Streptophyta, Magnoliopsida, Brassicales, Caricaceae.